AUGCAAAAAACAUUAAUGGCUCCAACAUUACCAGUUAAUGUCUUCAAGCUUCGUGGUGAAGAAUUUUUUCAACUUGUACAAGAACAAUGUGGUGCUACUAUGGUCCAAAUUUUACGAUACCUCGAGGUGAUGUCGGCUGAUUGCCUUCUUCAUAUUGAAGAUCUUUUUGCUUUUUUCCAUUAUGAUUCACCUGACCUUCUACCCAUAAAAAAGAAAGUUGGAAUUACCCUUAAUGAUGGAAGUUUUAAAGUGAAGGUUGGUCUUUCUAUUCAAGCCAAUAACUUCAUACAAUCUUUAAAAACAUUUCAACAACAAGAAACUUUUUUUUCAUCUACUGAUUUAACUAUUCCUGCUGUUCUUCUCGAUCGAUAUCCUAUUCUUCGACAAAUUGUACCGUUUUUUGUGAAUGAUUCACCAGAACGAAGUGAUACUCGUAUUAAAUUCAAACGCACAUUAAUUAAAACUAUAAUUAUGAAUCACGAUCGAGUGAAAUGUCGUUUUUCCUACGAUUCUUCUAUACGUGAAUUUGCUUCUUGUAUCUUUAUUCUCGGUGGUCGUAACGUGUAUGAAUUCAUUCGUAUCAACAUACCAGGUCUUCUUCCAAGUUUGACUGUAGUUCAGGCUUUGAUCGAUUCUAGCACAAAUAAUCUUCAAGAAGGUGAAUUUAGAUAUGAUGCUAUGUCUGAUUAUCUUUCAUCGAAGAGAUCGAAGUUUGUUUUUGCUGCCGAAGAUUGUACUUCUGUUAUACCAAAAAUAACAUAUAACGUUCAGUCAAAUACUUUUACUGGUUUUACACCACCACUGAAGGAUGGUCUACCACAAAUCAAUACAUUUUCUACUGAAUCGUUUUCGGAACUCGAACAUUGGUCUUCUACACUUGACAUAUCCAAUCUUCUAAAUGUCCAUAUGAUUCAGCCAAUCACUGUAGCAUCUAAUUCUUGUUCUCCAUUUUUGUUGUCGGCUUAUGGCACUGAUAAUCGUUUUAUCACCGAAGACAUCAUACUUCGAUGGGUGAACAUGGUCGAUGAAUGUGUUAAAAGGGAAAUAAAUUUAGUUGGAUUUGCAACUGAUUGCGACUCUCGGUAUUUACGCUCAAUGCGUCUUUUAAUGGGAUUUUUUGCAACUAUGUCAAAUCAGAAAUUUCAUCAACGCAAAAAUGCUUUUCAUGUAAACAUUCCUCCAGUGAGUUACAUCUUUUAA
Rotaria sordida is the source of this 1200-nucleotide messenger RNA. The record is from the annotation of a GenBank genome assembly. NCBI's taxonomy places the organism in Eukaryota, Metazoa, Rotifera, Eurotatoria, Philodinida, Philodinidae.